Messenger RNA from Verticillium alfalfae VaMs.102, 2562 nucleotides. Its product is annotated as serin endopeptidase. The transcript has 4 exons. NCBI's taxonomy places the organism in Eukaryota, Fungi, Ascomycota, Sordariomycetes, Glomerellales, Plectosphaerellaceae. The coding region runs from base 1 to 2562 and encodes 853 amino acids. The record is from RefSeq and is a predicted model, not a curated record. Gene Ontology annotation, molecular function: serine-type endopeptidase activity; tripeptidyl-peptidase activity. Gene Ontology annotation, cellular component: cell wall; membrane; cytosol. Gene Ontology annotation, biological process: proteolysis.
AUGUCGACACAUUACAUGAGAAAAGCCCUCCGUCCCGCCCACGGAGAUACCGGAGAAGACGAUGUGCCUGAGCCCCAGCCCCAGCAGAGCGGGGAUGGUCUUGUGGGCAACGGUCACUACAUCGUCGAAUUUGAUGCUAAAACCGACGUUUCGGCCGCGGUCGAUGCCCUUGGCAAGGAAGACGGCAUCGAUGUCGUCAAGGUGUUUGAUAAUGGCCUUUUCCGAGGCUGUACCAUCAAGGCACCAAAAAGCACGGUCGACUCGAUCCAAGACAAGGCUGUUGUUGCCAAAGCCUGGCAGUCCCGCCGGAUGACGUUUGGCGAGCCCCAGGUUCAGCGCCUGGGCGACGAGCCGCAGCUUAGCAACUACUCCAUCCACGACAUGACAGGCGUCGAUAAGCUCCACAAAGCCAACAUCAAGGGCAAGGGCGCCAUAGUCGGCGUCAUUGAUACCGGGAUCAACUAUCGGCACAAGGCGGUGAGUGACACGACGGAGAGAAGCGCACCAGUCAAGCGCACCAGUCGAACACUUGCUAAUAGGGCGGCUCAGCUCGGCGGAGGCUUCGGCAAAGGCUUCAAAGUCGUCGGUGGUCAUGAUUUCGUAGGCCAGACCGGCUGGCCGAAGCCAGGCGAGGUCAAGAUGCCAGACGAGGACCCCGACGACUUGGACGGCCACGGCACUCAUGUUGCGGGUAUCAUCGCAGGACAGAGCGAAUUCUUCACGGGCGUAGCGCCUGAAGCCUCUCUCUACGCGUACAAAGUCUUCACACCCGGCGAGAGCACCGACGACGAAACUCUGAUCGAGUCUAUGCUUAGAGCAUACGACGACGGUGUAGACAUCAUCAGCAUGUCGAUUGGUGGCAUGAACGGCUGGGCUGACAACCCCUGGGCUCUCGUAGCCAGCAGAAUUGUUGAACAAGGCGUCCUGGUCGUUAUUGCAGCGGGAAACAAUGGCGGGCCGGGAGCUUUCGCCGCCGACAGUGGCAGCGCAGGCGUCAAUGUGGUAUCGGUCGCCUCCAUUGAGCCAGAUGUCAUCCCCUUGCUCAAUUUCAAAUCGACGUUGACACUGCCCGGGCGUGCGUCUGAGGACAGGUGGAUUCCCUACAGAUCCUUUUUUGACUGGUAUCCGGCGAAGGUCAAGGGCUGGCCCGUCUGGCCCGUCUCUCUCGAUGCCCUCGAGGACGAGGCGUGCGCACCCUUGCCGGCCGAUACGCCAGACCUGUCCGAGGUCGUUGUGCUUGUCCGGCGCGGCACCUGCACUUUUGUGGAAAAGCAGGCAUUCUUGAAGGAGCGCAACGCGACACACAUAAUUACAUCUCAGCACCAGGAGGCGACAUUCUGUCGACAUAUCUCGGCGACGAGCUAUGCCAUCUUGAGCGGCACGUCCAUGGCAACGCCGUACAUUGCCGGCGUGGCGGCUCUGUACGUCGGCCAGUUUGGCGGUCGCGCCAAUCGCGACAAGAGCUGGGCUAAGAAGCUCGCCAUGCGCAUCAUUUCCUCGGGCGAGCCCAUCGCUUGGGACGACCCUUACACGACCGGCGCCGUCUUAGACGCCCUCGCCCCCGUUGCGCAGGUGGGCACCGGUCUCGUCAACGCCUCGAAGGUGCUGGGCCAGGACACGAGCCUGUCGUUCACCAGGUUUGCCCUGAACGACACACGACACUUCAGCCGCUACCAAAAGGUGGACAUCACCAACACCGGGACAAGGCCCGUCACGUACACGUUCUCACAACAGGACUACGGCGGUCUAGCCGCCGUCGACACAGCGUCGCCGGCGCGCAUAGCCGACGCCAGCGAGCUACUCGCAAACCCGCUCAAGCUGAGCCCGCGGGUCACAUUCCCCGGGGCCGGUUUCACCGUCAAUCCCGGACAGACGCGCACGGCGCAGUUCAACUUCUCGCCGCUGGCUGAGGGCGCCGCGGCCGCGCCCGAGGCGCUCCCCGUGUACAGCGGCCGGAUCGUCAUCAAAGGCAGCAACGGCGACGAGCUGUGCGUGCCGUACCUCGGCCUCGCAGCGGACCUCAAGCGCGACGUGGGCGUCAUGUUCGAGCGCAUGGCCGGCGUGCCGCUCAUCGUCUCGGGCGCCGCCAACGUCAGCAUCGAGACCAAGGCCAACUUUACCUUCAGCCAGGACGCCGCGCGCCCGGAUUUCCCGCGCCUUUCGAUGCGGAGCUUCUUCGGCACGCGCGAGCUGCGCUGGGACGUCUUCGAGGCGUCGUGGCGCGAGCGGCAGUGGGCAUACCCGCCGCGUGAGGGCCAGGCAGGCUUCGUCGGGUCCGUGGCGGCGUGGUCGUUUGUCGGCGAUGAUUUCAUGUUUGAGCCAGAUUUCGACGACAUAUGGGAGAUUUUCAGAUUUCCCCUGGUCAAUGCGCCGCGGACCAUGUCGAACAUACUGCCGUCCGAAUUUUCGUGGUUCGGCGAGCUGGGCAACGGGACGCAGAUCGCGCCGGGGCGGUAUCGCAUGCGGGUGGCCUCGUUGCGGCCGUUUGGCAACCGCGCGGCGGCGGACAAUUGGGAUGUGUUUGAGACGCCGGAGAUUGAAGUGCUGCCGCUGAGCAAAUGA